AUGAAUUGUCUUUUGCAGUUUACCGCCGAGCCGUUGCCUGAACCAAGACAAAUCAAGUUGGACUUGACGGAGGCGUCAAUCGCCGUGGACACGAUGUUCCAAAGCUUGAGUUUAAUCAGUCCGGGAGCAGCGGAUAGCUUGUCUGCGUAUUUAACGGAGGUAGAGAGAUACGAAACAGGUAGGCGGAUUAAUGAAGUUGACCAUAUAUUUUUUUUUCAGAACCCCUAAAUCAGAUGUUUGAGCGAAUUCGAUCAAAGGCGUCGCUCAACGGGCACAUUGGAAACAGUAUUCCCGUCAUAGAUCCAAACGAAGCAAUUUUGGGUAGAGUUAUGUCAAAGAAGAACUUUUUGGCUUCCAAUCACACCCUGGACCAGUUGAGAGCUAAACUCGCGGGCUUGGUGAGUUUGAAAUGUGUACAAUGUUAUGAUGAAUAUACGAUUUUCAGCUAAAACGAAGUGUAUUUCACAAAAAUCCCCGACGAUACACCAAGGAAAUAUCGAAUUUGCGCUCCGUGAUCAGGAAACUCAUCAAAAGAAGGAAGAUUUGGAGAAACCACUUCGACCCAAAUUGGGACGAAGUCACGAAGGAGGCAUGGGAAAAUGAACCAAGAUCAAUCCAAGAAAUAGAGGAUCACAUCUUGGCUGAAACGAUGGAAGAGCUGACACCCGGGGAUGCGGCUUCGCUGGCGACAUACGAGCUGAUUUCAAGAAAGAAGCCUGCAGAUCUGGCGGCGAGGUUGGUCCGAGCACUAGGCGAAGAAGACCUCAAGGAAUUCGCGAAAUGUGGACUGAAGAGAAAAGUGAAGGACAUUUGGCGUCCUGAGUCCAACAAAACGAUGAUUCAGGGAAUACCAGAGGAUGGCGACGAAACCAAAGACGCCGCAGAGGAAGAGGAGCGUUAUCUUCACGAGGUGGAAGCCGCUUACGGACCCGAGAUCGGCCUACUUGUUCUGGACAAUGAUGUGGAGCAACCUGGACCUUCCCAUGCUCCCCCCUCCCAACGAAGAGGUCGACCAAGACGUGUGGCUGCUUCACAGCAGCAAAAUUCGCAGCGCGCACGCGCAACACGAGGACGUCCAAAUCCACAAUCUCAAGCACCCCGUCUUUUCGAGGAAGUUGAGACCCAGAAUGAAACGGAUGAUGUGGAAUCGGUUGUGAGCUCGAUGCGAAGUUCGCGAAGGGCGAUCAACAGGCCCGGCAGAUACUCGCCGGACCCGUAUUAA
Bursaphelenchus xylophilus (pine wood nematode) is the source of this 1222-nucleotide messenger RNA. NCBI's taxonomy places the organism in Eukaryota, Metazoa, Nematoda, Chromadorea, Rhabditida, Aphelenchoididae. The record is from the annotation of a GenBank genome assembly.